Haliotis rubra (blacklip abalone) is the source of this 2886-nucleotide messenger RNA. Its product is annotated as solute carrier family 40 member 1-like. Gene Ontology annotation, biological process: iron ion transmembrane transport. Lineage: Eukaryota; Metazoa; Mollusca; Gastropoda; Lepetellida; Haliotidae. The record is from RefSeq and is a predicted model, not a curated record. Bases 214 to 2706 code for a protein of 830 amino acids. The transcript has 10 exons. Gene Ontology annotation, molecular function: iron ion transmembrane transporter activity. Gene Ontology annotation, cellular component: membrane.
UUUGGUUUCGGAGACAAGUGCCCUCUGUUGGCAGAAAGGAAUGUAAGCUUACUAAGUUAAGCUUAUUUGACCUAGUUAUAAUGGUAAACAAAUCGCUUGCUUCCUUGGUGCCAAUGCAGUCUGGUGUUAUUGUUUGACACUUGACCUACAGGUACCAACUUGCCCGUUUUGUUUGCAUAAUAUCUUCGAGUAUUCACUGCUGACGUAUAAAAUAUGGGUAGUUGCAAGGACUUUGUGACCGGAACCAACUUCCUGGUGUACUGCAGUCACUUCCUGUCAGCAUGGGGAGAUCGUAUGUGGGCCUUUGGCGUUGGUCUGUUCCUGAUCAAGAUUUCACCAGAAUCCCUUCAGCUGACCGCAUCGUAUGGGCUGGCUUCAGGACUUUCUGUUCUCUUUCUGGGGGCCCUGAUAGGAGACUGGGUAGACAACACACCACGGCUCAAAGCUGCGCAGCUGUCCCUGGUGCUGCAGAAUCUGUUUGUGGCUCUGUGUGCGGGGGGCGUGUACGUCAACCUCACCUACCACGAGGACUUUAUCACCAUGUGGGACGGGUGGCUGCAGAAGCUGGUGUCAGCGGUCAUCAUCAUCCUGGCCAUCUUGGCCAACCUGUCCAGUGUUGCUCGGAUGAUCGCCGUGGAGAAAGACUGGGUAGUUGAGAUCUGUGGCAAGGAUAAAGACAUGCUAGCAACAAUGACUGCUACAUUGAGAAGAAUUGACCUUGCAACAAAGAUUUUGGCUCCAAUUGCAACCGGCCAGAUAAUGUUUUUCACGGAGAUGAGGAUUGGUGCCGUGUUCAUCGGAGGCUGGAAUGUCGUAACAGUGUUCCUGGAGUACUACCUUAUAUGGAAGGUCUACAACACGGUGCCGUCUCUGCGCAAGAAGAAAUACUGGACGAAAAGUGACAAACUACACUACCGGACCAGCCUGCGCGAAGGCCGACUCAGCCUGCCCCUGCGGAGGACUCGGACGAUCAGCGUUCGCGAAGGCGUUCGCGAAAGGCUACACGAUCUUCACCUGCGGAGGACUCGGAUGAUCAAUGUUCGCGAAUGCGUUCGCGAAGGAGGAAUCACUCAUCCCCGGACUCUGGCUCGGACAACCAGCCUUCGCGAAGGCCUUCGGACUCAGAUGAACCUUCUCAAGGACGUCAACUACAGUAUCAAAGACAUCUUCGUCCCGUCUCCACGUAGAUCGCCACCCAGAUUACCACAGAGGACUCCACCUCGUUCACCGUCGGAAGAGUAUCAAGGUCCCUUUCUCAGCACUCCUGUUACUGAGGAUGAUGGCGGCAUCAUAUUUUCGGACUCUGAAAUACGUUACUGGAUGGCUAAUGGAUUGGACUUGGCUUCACCAUCUAAAGAAGAUAAUCCGGCUCACACCUAUCUUAUGACAGAUGAUGAUGUCGACACGCUCACUCUGACCCCGAUCGACCCCAUCGCAGCGGUUCCACAGAACCUGGACGCAGCUUUCAAGACAGCCACUAAAGCCCAGGCGCCAACACUUACGACAAAGCAAAAAGCAGUUUCCUCGGAAGAGGAAGUUCCUGUUGCGAAUGAGGCAAAUACUGAUCUGCCUGUAGAUGGCACUGAUGAUCAGACGCCUGUUGUUAGGGGAGACAACUCUGCACAUGACAUAUCAGAUGCUGUUGAAGAUGACGAACCAACAGCAUCGCCUGAAAAACUUGAAACCAGUGAAAAGUUAAAAGAAACAGAAGAAGUUACUAAGGAAGAAAAAGAGGAACCACCGUCCUGCUGUGGAAAUUGUUUGCAGAAAAUGUUUUCAAGUUUCGUAGUUCUCUACAAAGGGUGGCGAACAUACAUGAUGUAUGAUGUGGCCAAGGCUGGACUUGGAUUGGCCUGUCUGUACAUGACAGUUCUCGGCUUCGAUAAUAUCACCACAGGCUAUGCCUACUCUCAAGGAAUAUCCGAGUCCGUCCUUGGAGGCUUCAUGGGAGGUGCUGCUGUAAUAGGCAUAAUAGGCACCCUGGCCUACCCAGCACUCCGGAGAUGUGUAGGCCUGGAGAGGACCGGACUGUUCGCCCUGUCCGCGCAGAUCACCUGUUUGACGUUGUGUGUCAUGUCAGUGUGGAUGCCAGGGAGCCCAUUCAACCCAUAUUACUUCUUUGAGGACCAUCCUUCAAGCAAUCAGACCACCUGCUCUACACGGGCAAUGUCAGUCAACAACUCGUUGGCCACAGCAUCUUCACUUGCUGUGUCUUUCAACUCCUCGUAUUCCUCGACGGCUGCAGCAGGGCUGAAGACCCCAGGGGUGACUGCUGUGCCCAUGUCUGUCAAUCCUGGCAACAGCACGACACCUGGUGUUCCGGGCUGUGUGGAGGACACUGGUCCAGAGUCCUAUCUCUCCAUUGGCCUUCUCAUGGCGGGGAUUAUCACUGCUAGAUUUGGGUUGUGGGUGGCAGAUCUCACGAUCACACAACUGUUCUUGGAACGGGUGAAAGAACAUGAACGUGGGAAGGUGAAUGGCGUUCAGAACUCUCUCAACAAGUUCAUGGAUGUGCUCAAGUUCAUUCUUGUGGUUGCUCUUCCACAACCGCCCGUGUUUGGUUACUUGGUGAUUGUAUCGUUCGCUUUUAUAUGUCUUGGCUUUGGGCUUUAUGCGUCUUACUCCAGACGGGCACGAGGUCAUCUUCUACCAUUCCACAAGAAAUGCAUCACAACAGAGGAGGCCAAUCAGGCAGCUGCAGCUUAAAGUUGCCUUACAUUUACCUAGGUCCACAGAGUGAUCACAGCUUUACAACUUAGUCUGUAUUUAUGUCAGGGAAUUAGCACCUGCUUGAACCCAUUGCUUUCUCAAAGAAUAACACUUUGACUCAUAAUGGGGACCUGUCCAUAGUAGGUCAAGGUCAAGGGCAAAUAAAGUGUAUGGUUU